This is a messenger RNA of Chenopodium quinoa (quinoa), 462 nucleotides long. RefSeq names its product probable polygalacturonase At3g15720. NCBI's taxonomy places the organism in Eukaryota, Viridiplantae, Streptophyta, Magnoliopsida, Caryophyllales, Amaranthaceae. Bases 1 to 462 code for a protein of 153 amino acids. The transcript has 6 exons. The record is from RefSeq and is a predicted model, not a curated record. Gene Ontology annotation, biological process: carbohydrate metabolic process. Gene Ontology annotation, molecular function: polygalacturonase activity.
AUGGCACAAUCAGUUGCACCAAAAACACCACAAGGGGAAAAUGGUUUUAAUGUGUUGGAUUAUGGUGCCGUUGGUGAUAGCAAAAUUGAUGAUUCUAAAGCUUUUCUUAAAGCAUGGGCAGAUGUAUGUGGAACCAGUGGAGAAAGCCAAGUUCUGAUAGUGCCACAAGAAAAAAGUAUUUCUAUUAAGGCCGUUAACAUUCUCAGCAUCAUUGGGACAGGUGACGAUUGCAUUGCAAUAAAGGGUGAAUCAUUUUUGGUCAAUAUUACAAGGGUUACAUGUGGACCAGGUCAUGGCAUAAGUAUUGGAAGCUUAGGAAACGAUGGAGACAAUGAUGUAGUAGAGCAGGUACUUGUGAACGAUUGUAUAUUCAAUGGAUCAACAAAUGGAGCCAGGAUUAAGACGUACCAGGGUGGAUUAGGACAUGUAAGUGGCGUCACAUUAAUACUACAAACCCCAUAA